AUGCCUGUUUCGUGGGAGCCUUCAGGUUCGGAGUCUUCAGAAUCAGAGAACGAGGUGCACCGCCGCUUGGGACAGUGGUGGCACAGUUCACGACGCCUGGCCCCGCAGGAGAGUGAGACAGAAAGCCAAGACGAAGAUGCAGAAAUCGGAGAGGCGGUGCCCGCGGUGCCGCGGAGAGCAGAGAGCAGAGCUGUGCUGAGCCCCCCUCUCCCCUCCGCUGCGCUGCCUUCCGACUCCGAGGCGCCCACUCCGAAAGGUCUCGAGACCUCUCUGGCCGAGGCCCCGGAGGCCCCGGAAGCCCCCGCAGGGGAGAGCUCCGCUCAGGCCAAGGUUCGCCCCCGCUGCGCGCUGCAGCGCCUACAGUAUGGCGUUUUUGUUUUUUUUGUUUUUGGUUGCGGAGAGGUGCUGAAGUGGGUGCCGCCGUUUCACACAGUUCGGCAGCCCUUGCACCGCUCCGCUGAGAGGUGGCCAGGACCGAGAGUGGGUUGGUCCGAGCUUUACGAGCUGGAGAUCGACUUGAAUCUGGUCAAAGGCAACAUCGAGCUGUCCUCGAAGCGGCUUAUCAGCCGCGCCGAGGGACCGGGCAAAGGGCUCACCGACAUGGAUGCCAGCGACAUCGAGGAGUUUCUUGAGGCUAAUCCUUCAGAGGCGGAGGCGGAAGCCAUGGCGGAAGAGGCCCGGACUGUUCCCCUGAUCCCUCACUGGAGCAAGACGCGGUCCUGGACCAGCCUCCUGGAGGUCCUCCUCGAGGAAGCGGAUGGCGCUUGGCAACAGCGCCGGCUGUGCAGCGUGGUGCUUCGAAGCAGGCGGAAGGGCCGCAGCUCUGGCGGAAGCCCGGCCAUCGGCGUGGCGAAUCCGCAAGAGCCGGAGAACACCCCGGACGCCGGCGGAAGCACUCUGCUUCUCACCAUCGGGGCAGCAGCGAGAGCCGUGCGGCUCAUGCAGUGGCGAAGCCCGCCCUUGCUGGACGUACCGGAGGCUUUGAAGGUGGACCCCAGCAAGUACCGGGGGAACGAACGAAACCUUCGCAUGCGGAAACGCCCGGCGGCCAAAGCGAAGAAAGCAGCUGCGUACAAGAGCACCCCACAAGGACCACCUGCGAAGGCACCUUCUGAGGAGUACAAAUCACAGCUGAGAUGCUUGAUGCAAAAAGUGCAGGGAGGCUCGUCGGAGCGGGAUGCUGUGCGAGAUUUUUGGUCGGACCUCUCUCCAGCAGAUCGGGUACAGUUCAGCACGGAGUUUCCCCAAUUCAUGCAUCUGGUCGUUGGGCUUCCGAGCGCGGUCGACGCCGAUGUGCCGAAAGCGAAGUCGGGCCUGGCUGGCCUCCCCGGCCCGCCGCCGGCACCGCCGGCGCCGCCUCCGCCGAAAACGUCAGCCGAGCUGGCCGGGAUGGCCACCGCGGCCACGUCCAAGAGCCUUCCAGUUCCCUUGGCCAGUACGACCGGGCCUGUGCCUGGCCCUGCCGUUCUGGCUGUGCCGAUUUGGCCGAAGGGCAAGGGCCCAGGCCUCUCCGCAGAAGUCUUCAAGAAACAGGAGGCUGCGUGGGCAGACCGCCUCACCUUCCACGAUGGCGUCCUGCGCGUGGACAUGAGGUCGUUGCAGCUGAUGGAUGCGGGUAUGGUUCGCUGGUGCCGCUGGGCCCCUGCCUUGCUGCAGACCCUCGGUCGUGCUGGCGGAACACUUUCAGAGGCGGAGUUAGACUUUUCGGGCAAUGCUCUCGAGGCGUGUGCCCAUACCUCGCAAUGCAUCGCAGCUUCGCAGGGCGGGCGGACACCCCCCUGCCGCCUCGCAUUCCCCAUGGAUGGCGGGGAUGAGGGCGUUUUCGAGGUUGAGGACCUGCUAGAUUUCAGGCAUGCCGACGGCAAGGAUUUGUAUUUGGUGAAAUGGAAGGGUUACAGCGAGACGUCUUGGGAACCGGAUGAGAACAUCGGCUCCGAGCUCGCUGACUUGAAACGCACUGCCAGGGCGAAGGCGGGUCAAGGGCCGGAAGAUGGCAAGAAGAGGAAAAAGAAAGGUGACGGGGAGGAAAAGGUAAAGAAGGAGAAGAAGAAGGAGAAGAAAAAGCGGAAGAGAGGGUCCAGUGAUGACAGGAAGCGAAGUUCUGAUUCCGAACGGAAUGAGAAGGGGAUGCCCAUGCCACCUCCCGGGAUGAUGCCGCCUGGCAUGUUGCCACCUGGAAUGAUGCCGCCACCUGGCAUGAUGCCCCCCGGAAUGCCAUUUCCCCCACACCUUGCACCCGAUGGCAAGGGCAAAGGAGUGCCGCCCAUGCCCGGCAAGGGCAUGCCCGCCAUGCCCCCAUUCGGCAAAGGCAUGCCUCCACCCGGCAUGCAUCCGCAUCCGCCUUUUGGUCCUGGGCCAUGCCCACCACCACCCGGGCCCUGGUUCGACCCCAAGGGUUUCGGGAAGGGCAUGGCGCCAAUGAAGGGAUUCCCUGGCAAGGGGCCUAUACCCUUCCAAAGGCCAAUGCCUCCUGGUGCCAGAGAAGCAUCGGACAUGCAGCGCUUCGCCUCCGAGAAGAAGUACCGGCUCAGGGACUUUGCUCAGUCUGUCCGCGAGCACUUCACGAAGCACCCUGAUCAGGUUUCCGAAGAGAAGCUCGCAAGAGCGAAGAGUCUGGACGAGGCGCUGGGUCUGAAGCUGCAGGGCAGCCAGCUGCCCUUGUUCCUUCCCAUCGAGAUCUUGCUGACGCACGCGCUGUGCCUGGUUUGGCUGCUGGACAGCUCUGCCCGUGAUGAGCACUACGACCUGCUCCAGCAAGUUGCCAGCCUCGCACAUCACAGGGGCCAGCAGGCCCGACAGCUUUUUGUCCGAGUUUUGAAAGGAGCUUGGCCACGAAAGGUGCAGACGUCAGAGUCCGCAGAGUCGGCCUCGAAGCUCUUCGCAAGUUUGGGCUUGGGUGUGAGCGGCUCCGUCCGGGGCGGAGCGGCGCCUUUGGCUCUCCCAGGACUGCCUGCAGACGCUCGCCCAGAGCACUGGCGAAACCUGAUCGUGCAGCUCUACAAGGACCACAACCCCUCGAAGCUAGGGGACAUUGAGGCACUCAUGGGCAAGUACAAGGGCCGAGAGAGGACCUUGUAUUUAUGUAUCUGUGAGAAGUAUCGUGUCUCCCCAAACCUGGAGUCAAAGGCCAGUGCUUCCGAGAAAGCGCCGGCCGGUGACGACAAGAAGGUGAAGAAGUACCGUGAGCUUAUCACAGACAUCUACAAGGAGCACAACCCCUCCAAGCUCGCAGACUUAGAUAGCUUGCUUCAAAAGUACAAGGGCCGGGAGGAGUUGGUCUACAAGGGCAUUUGUGAAAAGUACCACGUGGAGCCGAAGACAUCCAAAAAGGAGGAAGCCAAAACGACCUUCGAGAAGUACAAGCAGCUGAUUGCAGAGAUCUAUGCCGAGCACAACAAAGAGAAGCUGGGCGAGCUGGAUGACUUGCUCGGGAAAUACAAGGGCAAGGAGAAGACUCUCUACCUGGCAGUGUGUCAUAAGUACAACAUUGAGCCAAAGCUUCCGACAAGCAAGAAGAAGGAGAAGAAGAACGAUGCAGACGACGGCCGGAAGGCUCAAGAUGGUGACGCCGAGAACGACACCAAGCCGAAGGAGAACGACCCCAGCGCAAGCACAGAGUUGGCGAAGCUGGAUGACUUCAACUUGGCGCCAGGAGCUGAAGCCGAGCUUGCUGGCAUGUUCAGGCAGCUGUUGGAGAUUGCCGUGCUUCAUGGUGCCGGUUUUGAUGAGAAAGAGGCCUCGAGGCUUUGCUGCUGGCAGGAAGCUCAGCCUCGGCAAUUGCCUUGUACACUGAGUUACCGCUUCGAGCUUUCAGGCCUGACGUCGACACAAACCCAGAAAUUCACAGAGAAGCUUUACGGGUCUGAUGAAAAGCGCUGGGAGCGACUCCUCCGGAUGUGCCCCGGAACCGAGAUCAGAGGACCGAAGGAUUCUCCUUCGGACGCCUUGGUGGUGACGGGAGAUGGUGGAGGAGCUGAGGGAAGAAAGCCUUUUGACAACGCAGUGGUUCACAUAGCUGACUCCUUGGGGCGAGCUGUGCGAGAAUGCAUGGAUGCCUUGGACUCAGAUGAUGAAGGUGCCAGGGAUCGCUGGUAUCUUCCAUGGAGUUCCGAGGAGAACGCUUACAUCCUUGAUGAGAACCUCAAGAAGGAAGUGGGCGUGGAGUACAGGAGAGGCUGUUGGACACCACGGCGAUACGUAGCGAUGCAUUCCCAUUCUGCACACCACAACUUGUGUGGCCCGGAUGUUCAAGGACGGCUGCCGGACUUCUGGCGCGAGCUCGCAGACAAGCUUUGGCUCUCCAUCCUGACUCUGAAUUGGGGCAGCGAUGUGCCUCUGGACACCGUGGUCAUCAUUCAGACCACCGGUGGCGCCGGUGGCGGUGCCGCCUCACCCAACGCAUCGUUGAUUGUCACAGCACCAACUCACGGGGAACUCGAAGCUGCCAACAGGAAAUUGGCCCCCCUCCUGUCGAAGGUUCUUGCAGGUCUUCGUGCCAACGCUGCAUUCGCCAUGCAUGUCUUGUCAAUGCCGCAGUUUCGUGCCAUGGGUCGAGCAACUUGGUACCCUGGCAUGGUUCUGGCUGCUCGCCAAGGCUUUGAGAACAGAGAGCCGGCGUCGUCAGACUCUGAGGGCGAUGUUCCUGAAGAGGACUUGGACCUUGAUGCGGACGUGUCAGAUGCUGAGCCAGCCGACUACUCCCAACCGCAUCGCCUGUCUCGAAGGAAGCUGAGAGAGGCGUACUUGCAGGGCCUGCUGAACCUCAAUGCUGCAGAUCAGGGGGUGAAGAAGGUCUGCCGCAGGUUCAGCGAUUGGAGGAAAUCCAAACCGUUCCAGGAGCAGCGAACUGUGCUGGCUUUGCUGGAGCAACUCAUGAUCAAGCUCGAAGGCUUCGCGGAUAUCGAUCUAGCCAAGCACAACAAGGAGGUACAAGACUUGGUGAAACAGCUCAACGAGCACAACACCCUCUUCCCGGUAGAGAUUCAGGACGUGGCGCUCUCUAUCCUCGACAUGAAGCCACCGUCGAAACAGCCUGUUGAGCUGCCCAUCCCUCCUCCGCCCUCGACGCCGGCGCCAAAGCCCUAUGUGGCUCCGAAGCUUCCAAAGGAUGCACCACCCCCGCUUCCUGAAAACAAGUAUCCGUGGCAGGAGAAGAUUUUCUUGGACACGCUCCUCUCCAAGGGACUCUACGGCUCCAAUGUGCUCAGCCGUGUCAUCGGGAGAGGUGGUAUGCACCACCGCCGCAUGGAGAGUGAGAGCGGGGCGCGCGUCUUCUUCCGCGGCCUUGGUGUCAGCGGUCGGGAUAUGGAUCUCACAGAUCCUACCGACUGUCGGCUUCACAUCUCAGUCAAAGGCGAGGUGCCGCAGCAAGGCAAGUCUGUGAGACGGAUCAUCAAGGAGAUCGUAGCUGAGCUCGAUGCAGAGCUCUCGGAGAGAGGGGAGAUCGGUCCUGCUCUGGACAAUCCUCGCAUCCCAGAUGCACAUCCUUUCGGUUUCAUGCUGGGCCGAGGCACGGGACCUGAGAAUGGAGAGCCCUUGAAGUUUCGCUUCCCGGAGGAGGAUGGCCAGACCUUGAAUGACAUGUUGCUCUGGUUGAAACAGGCCAAGCUGCCUCUGGAGCUCGACUCUGACACGCAGUGGCGCACUACAUUGCAGGUGACGCCUGCAGAGCCACCGGCGCCAGACGAUGCUCCCGAGCAGGCCGAGCUUGUGGCCGCGGAGUUCCGCAGGAUGAUGCAGGACUGGAGCCAUCCGAGUCCCUACUGGUUCGAGGAGCACGAUCUCCGACCUACGGGUCUGUGGUCGUCCCUGACGGCGGGCGAGGCUGACGGAGCAAUAGCUCUUCAACAAGGCCAAGGUGUUCGAUUGAGUGCCGCAGCUGUUGAGCAUUUCUCGACACUCUUGGAGAAGACGCAGCUGUCGUCCAUGCCGAAGAUCAUCAUUCUUGAGGUGCUCUCAAGACUUCGAGGUGUCGUGAGGAGGCAGGUCGAGGAUGAGCAAUUGCUGUUCUACUUGCUUUAUCCCUGGGCUUGGUUUUCUGAGUCCAUGGGCCGCGGCCUGAAGCUGCCUUACGGCAGAGACAAGGUGCAUGCGAUGCUGGCAGAGAUGGGACGCAUGGGAGGCAAGCCCACUGAGUCUCAGGUGUCGCCACCCUUCAGAGGCUUCUUCGUUGAGUGGAUGCCUCUCAAGGCAGGAACGCAGCGGCCGGAGGGGCCCUACGUUCCCUUGGUGUCGACACCGGCUGCGCAGAUGGCCCAGACGCCAAUUACUCCAACCACACCAGCAGUGGUGGCCACAACUGCAGUGAAACCGGCCCCAACCGUAGCCAGCGCUCCAAGGGGCUUUUGCAAGUAUUGGCUACCGGAACCGGUUUUCAAGUCAAGACAAGACUUGCGAGAGCUCAUUACCGGACCUGGUGGCUCUCAUUUCGCGCAUAUUCUCAGAAAAUAUCCCAACGUGGACCUGCGAGUUGAAGGUCAAAAUUCGCUCAGUGUGCCGCCUGCGCACCGGCUGCACGUGUCCAUGAGCAGCGAGGAUUCAGAGGUCUUCGAGAGUGCUUCGGCUGAUGUCUUGGAUUUGGUGGAGACUGUCUGCGACAUGGUCGGCGAGGAGCUGCAGAUGGGCGAGGAAGAGGUGGACAAAUUGAUCUCCCAGGUCCGUGCAGAGAAGUACUUCGAGGCACAUGGCAUUCGCACUCCACUUCCGACAGCACGCCCCACUGCGGCCGCGGCCAACGCAGAAGCAGAGUUCGAAUUCGUGGAUGAUGAGAUGGAACUCGAGGAUCAAGAUGACGACGACGAUGCCGACACGGAAGACGAAGAUGCAAGAACUGAAGCGUCUGAUUGUAUGUCAGAUGUGACAGAAGCAGACGGUGAGGAUGCAGGUUUGAAGGAGCUGCUGGCCCUGCUCCGGAGCUGCGACGUCCACGUGCGCACCCUGAACCUCAACGCGAAUCGCCUCACCGAGGCGUCCCUCGUCGCCAUCUCGGACCUGAUCUCGAAAUCGCGCUUGCCGAUCUCGGCUGUGUGGAUGGAGCAGAACAGGGUCCAGGGCUCCUACGGCUUGAUGCACUUGGUGCGCGCUCUGAAGAGCAACGCCCAGUACCCUAUUUUCAGGAAGGACACCGGGCGCUACACGCCGCUGAUGCUUCAUUUAGCUGGCAACAUGAUCGAGCGCCCGAUGCAAGUUACGCAGCUUGUGAAAGAAGCCUUCGACAACAGAUUCCCUUCCACAUCCGAGGAGAGGCAGUAUUGGGAGGUGAAGCAGCAGUGCCCACCUUUGCAGUUGCCCUUGUUUGAGAAACAAGAGACCUCGGCUUGGCAGUGA
This is a messenger RNA of Symbiodinium necroappetens, 7326 nucleotides long. NCBI's taxonomy places the organism in Eukaryota, Dinophyceae, Suessiales, Symbiodiniaceae. The record is from the annotation of a GenBank genome assembly.